GCGUGCGGCCUGGGGGCGGCGGGGAGCCCCGGCCGUGGGGCGUUCGUUGGGGUGGGCGGUCUGCUGCUAAUUCGCUCCCCGGCCGGGCGUGGGGUGUGCGAGUUGCAGGUGGCAGCAGUUGUUGACGAGAUCCUCACGUUUCUGCUUUCCGCCAAAGGAGCUCGAACAGAUGGCGAAGGAGCAAGAUAAAGAGUCGGAGAAACAAGCCCUACUGCGGGAAGUGGAAAACCAUAAGAAACAAAUGCUCAGCAACCAGGCAGCUUGGAGAAAGGCAAAUCUAGCUUGCAAAAUUGCUAUCGACAACUCCGAGAAAGAUCAGCUGCUGCAGGGAAGAGACUCCUUAAGACAAAGGAAGACUACAAAGGAAAGUCUGGCGGAGAGUGCAAGUAACAUCACGGAGAGUCUGAUGGGCAUUAGCAGGAUGAUGUCACAGCAAGUCCAGCAGAGUGAGGAGACUGUGCAGACCCUAGCCAAUUCUUCACGAACCAUCCUGGAAGCAAAUGAAGAAUUUAAAUCCAUGUCUGGGACAAUUCAGCUGGGGCGAAAGCUGAUAACAAAGUACAAUCGCAGGGAACUGACAGACAAGCUGCUCAUCUUUCUCGCCCUUGCCUUAUUCCUGGCCACGGUGCUCUAUAUUUUGAAAAAAAGGCUCUUUCCAUUUUUGUAAAAUUCCAAAGCUGAACUAUUACGAAAGAUCAGAAAGAGAUGGCAUAAUAACAGCAGGACUUUUAAAUAAAUUAAUAAAGGGAUAUUGCAAUAGCUGAAAGAGCAUUAGAGCAGGCAUGACUUUACACUGUCCCCGUGGAGCAUGCGACCUGCCUAAGAAGAGCUAAAAUGAGCACGAGUUGGGAAGAAGCAGGUAGAUCAAGGUAUGGAAAGAAGAAACCCAUUUCCCUGUAGGUUUGUGGAACCAGACAAACAGUUGAGGAACGAGGCACUCAAAGGUGCCGGUCUUAACUUUCAACCUCUCUUUGUUUUGCCUUGAAAUUAACUUUUGUCCUUGGCUUGGACUGGAAGCUGCUUUGACGUCAGUGUGUACGGUGCUGAGAGUAAGAGGAAGGAUGGACGAGAGAAACUCACAUGCAUUCCGUUAAUAAACUAUUUAUUGUAUCCA
Messenger RNA from Egretta garzetta (little egret), 1114 nucleotides. RefSeq names its product BCL2 interacting protein 1 (gene BNIP1). NCBI's taxonomy places the organism in Eukaryota, Metazoa, Chordata, Aves, Pelecaniformes, Ardeidae. The transcript is spliced from 4 exons. Gene Ontology annotation, molecular function: SNAP receptor activity. Gene Ontology annotation, cellular component: endoplasmic reticulum; SNARE complex. The coding region runs from base 170 to 667 and encodes 165 amino acids. Gene Ontology annotation, biological process: retrograde vesicle-mediated transport, Golgi to endoplasmic reticulum. The record is from RefSeq and is a predicted model, not a curated record.